AUGUUGCUAAAACUGUGCCCGGACAGCCCUAUUUUUGACGACAAAUUUCUUAGCCUUGAUAGUCUCGACUCCUACAGUACAGACAUGGAGGCCAUGUCAGUAACCACAGAUGAACCAACCUCCAGUGAAGGUUUAUUCAACGCCUCUGACCAGCAGUUCCUGCAGCACAAACGCGGGAAGCAGCUGCAGACGGACUGUGACAGCCCAAAGAAGAAGCGGAUUCGUAAAACUCGAGCCAAGGUGAAAAGUCCAGAGGUGAUCCAGAAGCUGAAAACGAAUCGCAGACAGCGAGCCAACGACCGAGAACGCAACAGAAUGCAUGGUCUCAAUGAGGCCUUGGAAGUUUUGAGAACGACACUGCCAAAUUCCACAGAGGCCAAAAUGACAAAGAUCGAAACACUAAGGUAUGCAUGCAACUACAUCAGCGCUCUGGCCGCCAGUCUGAAGCUGCUUGAGAAGACAAAGGACAGACCUGAUUUGCCUACUGAGCUACCGAAUCCUGAAGACUACGCAUUUAUGAAUAACUUCCAUUUUGAACAGGAGAACGAACAAACCGAACAAGAUUCUUUGCCUAGUUCUGUAGUCUCAAUAACAGGAAAUCGGUGCAGCAUUCCAAGUGAUUACAUUGAUGUCCCACAGACUCGCCAGCACAACUGUCAGCAGAAUAUUAGUAGAAUAGCCUACACACCUCCACUGCAGGACCAACUGGCUACCGAAAUGAAUUUUAUGGACACAAUAGCCACAAAUGCAGAGAACUUAAAUUUUCUAGAACAAUCUAUCCAUCGACAAUUGAAUAACCAAUACAGUUUCAAGCAGGAGCAAGAGAUUUGUGGGAGCCCCAUUUCACCGUUUCAGUCUGCAUUUGGUUCCCAGAAUAGACAUUUGACCAGCGAAGCGGCGAUGGAAGCACUGUUGAAUUCCGUGGACAACAGAAAUGAUCAGUUUUACAACUUCUCAUCAGGCAUUCAGCCAGUGACAAAUUUACAUGUAGCCUAUAUGACACCGCCUACAUCACCUGAAAAUCAGCAACUAUGUAACGAACGCCUGCAACAACAGCAACAAUCACAACAUUCUGUGAAGGCGGUAACAGCAACAGUAGCAGCAACAACAUCCUUACCUUUGACAAAUAACUUUCUCCAGCAGCAGCUCAUUGACCAGCUUAUGCACAACAAGAUCCACGUGUUCUCUAACAUCAUGUCUACAUCUAACCAAUUCACAUCAUCAUUAUCCCCAUCAACACUACCAUCAUCAUUACCAGAAUCAUCAUUGUCUUUAUUCCAAGGCCAGUUUUUAUGA
This is a messenger RNA of Candidula unifasciata, 1296 nucleotides long. The record is from the annotation of a GenBank genome assembly. NCBI's taxonomy places the organism in Eukaryota, Metazoa, Mollusca, Gastropoda, Stylommatophora, Geomitridae.